GUUUCUUCACCGGAAGAGCCACCAGAGCCGCCAAGUUGAGGCGGUGCGCGGCCCGGCGUCCGUCGGGAGCGCGGGCCCGACCGAGCCGCCCGCGUGGCUUCUGUCUCACCCGGGCGCGAGGCGGGCCCGCCGGAGCCUGCGCGCCCCCGCGGCCGACUGCGCCUGGAGCGGCCCUGCCCCGCCCCCAUCUGGGGCCUCCUCCCGCCUCUCCAGCCCCGGCGCGACUCCACCACUCGGCCUGAGUUCUGUUCGCCCCUCGGCCUUGGGAGCAGCGUUCUCCCGGGGACUUCUGACUCCGCGUAUCCGCCAUUACCUAGAUCCAAGAUGAAUAGCGAUCAAGUUACAUUGGUUGGUCAAGUGUUUGAGUCCUAUGUUUCGGAGUACCAUAAGAACGAUAUUCUUCUCAUCUUGAAGGAAGGAGAUGAAGAUGCUCAUUACCCAGUUGUGGUUAAUGCCAUGACCCUGUUUGAGACCAACAUGGAAAUUGGGGAAUAUUUCAAUGCAUUCCCCAAUGAAGUGCUAACUAUUUUUGAUAGCGCCCUACGAAGAUCAGCCUUGACAAUUCUUCAGUCCCUCUCUCAGUCUGAAGGUGUCUCCAUGAAGCAGAAUCUUCAUGCCAGGAUAUCAGGAUUGCCUGUUUGUCCCGAGCUGGUGAGGGAGCACAUCCCAAAAACCAAGGAUGUGGGACACUUUUUAUCUGUCACUGGGACAGUGAUCCGAACAAGUCUGGUGAAGAUCCUGGAGUUUGAACGGGAUUACAUGUGUAAUAAGUGCAAGCAUGUCUUUGUGGUCAAGGCUGACUUCGAGCAAUAUUAUACCUUCUGCCGGCCAUCCUCAUGUCCCAGCUUGGAGAGCUGUGGUUCCACAAAAUUCACUUGCCUCUCAGACUUGUCUUCAUCUCCAACUCGGUGUAGAGAUUAUCAGGAAAUCAAAAUUCAGGAACAGGUUCAAAGGCUGUCUGUCGGAAGUAUCCCACGGUCUAUGAAGGUUAUCCUGGAAGAUGACUUAGUAGACAGCUGUAAGUCAGGCGAUGACCUCACUAUUUAUGGUGUUGUAAUGCAACGAUGGAAGCCCUUUCAGCAAGAUGUGCGCUGUGAAGUGGAGAUAGUCCUGAAAGCCAAUUAUGUCCAAGUAAAUAAUGAGCAGUCUACAGGGAUCAACAUGGAUGAGGAGGUCCGAAAGGAAUUUGAGGAUUUUUGGGAAUACUAUAAGAGCGACCCCUUUGCAGGAAGGAAUGAAAUACUGGCCAGCUUGUGCCCUCAAGUUUAUGGAAUGUACCUAGUAAAGCUUGCUGUGGCUAUGGUGCUGGCUGGUGGGAUUCAAAGGACUGAUGCAACAGGCACACGGGUCAGAGGUGAAUCUCAUCUUUUAUUGGUUGGGGACCCUGGCACAGGGAAAUCGCAGUUCCUCAAAUAUGCAGCAAAGAUUACACCAAGAUCUGUGCUCACCACAGGAAUUGGAUCUACCAGUGCAGGUCUGACAGUAACUGCUGUGAAAGACUCAGGAGAAUGGAAUUUGGAGGCUGGGGCGUUAGUCCUUGCAGAUGCGGGCCUUUGCUGUAUCGAUGAGUUUAAUAGCCUCAAAGAGCAUGAUAGAACCAGUAUCCAUGAAGCAAUGGAGCAACAAACCAUAAGUGUUGCUAAGGCUGGCCUCGUGUGCAAGCUGAACACAAGGACCACCAUCCUGGCAGCAACUAACCCCAAAGGCCAGUAUGACCCCCAAGAGACUGUGUCAGUGAACAUCGCCCUUGGCAGUCCUCUCUUAAGUCGAUUCGACCUGAUCCUGGUUUUGCUUGAUACCAAGAAUGAAGACUGGGACCGGGUGAUUUCCUCCUUUAUCUUAGAAAACAAAGGUUACCCAAGCAAAUCAGAGAAGCUCUGGAGCAUGGAAAAGAUGAAAACCUACUUCUGCCUCAUUAGGAAUCUACAGCCCACACUGUCUGACGUGGGCAAUCAAGUUCUUCUCCGCUACUACCAGAUGCAAAGGCAGAGUGAUUCCCGAAAUGCUGCCCGGACAACCAUCCGCCUGUUGGAGAGCUUGAUACGAUUAGCAGAAGCUCAUGCUCGCCUGAUGUUUCGUGACACAGUGACUCUGGAAGAUGCUAUUACAGCAGUGUCAGUAAUGGAGUCCUCCAUGCAGGGAGGUGCACUUCUGGGAGGUGUGAAUGCACUCCACACUUCCUUUCCUGAAAACCCUCUGAAGCAGUACCAGAGGCAGUGUGAACUCAUUCUGGAAAAACUGGAACUGCACAACGUCUUGAGUGAAGAGCUAAGAAGACUUGAAAGGUUACAGAAUCAGAGCGUGUCUCAAUCCCAGCCACCAGCCGUGGAAGCAGAGACGACCCCAGGGCCCCUCAGAGAUGAUCUAAGGAAAGAAUCAAAGUUCAGAAUGUCAACUCAGCAGGUAAACUGUAGCAAGCACAUGCCAUCUACCAGAGGCUGUCCCAGGGAAAGGCCACUUCUCCGUCCCCCAUCCCAGCUGGGGCCUAAUAGACCAGCAAGUAGAAAACACUCAGCUGACCACAGAAAUAGCCAAGAUGACAGUUUGGACUGGUUUGACUCCAUAGCAACUCAUCCGAUUGAACCUGAAAACACUGUUCCUGUGUCUCCCAGACCCAAAACAAGUCGGGGGGAAAUGGCUUUGAAAAUCUCCCACAACACAUCUCAGGGUAAGGAGAAAAGGGAGCCAGGCCAAAGGAGCAAGUUGGAAACUGGGCCGCUUCCAGCACCAGGAGAGACAGAAGCUCCAUUGAAGCCAGAUGGCGUUGAGGGUGAAAAGGCAAGAAAGGCAGCAGUGGUGUCUGAAGCGACAGUAUCUGCUGACGAGCCAGACUCGUUACUGACCCAUCACAUCCCCAGGAAACUGCACAAGCUGCGCAAGGAGAGGGCCCGGGAGCUGUGCGGGAAUCCGGCCAGGCUGCCCUCACAGCCCGCGCAGGUAGAGAGCCCCAAGAGGGGGCCAGGCACUCCCAAGAGAAAGAGGCAGAAAUCUCCUGCUGGGGUGGAAAAGCCUCAGUUCAAAAGCUUUCAGAGCCCCAGCCCUCCUGUGGCCAAACUGUCAAAAUUUACUUUCAAACAGAAGUCAAAGCUGACCCACCCCCGGGACCAUGUGUCUCCCGGCACAGGUGACACGGCAGUUCAGAGGCCUGAAAUCCCCCAGCGCGGAGCCGGAGGAGCGGCCCUGGCUGGGAAGGGUCCAGAAAAGCUGGCCUCCACCUCAGGAAUCAGCAGCUCGGCUCGGCGGCAGGAGACAAGGAAGGUGUCACGCAGCCACCGAGGAAGGACCGACCCCAAGAAGCGGGCACAGGCCCCUGCAGUGCAGGUGGCUCAGCCUGAAUCAGAGCUCGAGAGCAACACUGAGUGUGUCCGUCAUACUUGUGAAAGAGACGAGAAGGAAGACAGGAAGGAAGAGGUCGGGUGCCAUAGUAAAAGUAUUAGGGUUCGUGCUUGCACGUUAGCCAGACUGUCAGGCUUCUCGUUCACUUCCCCCUCUGAAUCCAAAUCAGAAUCCCCUCCUCCUCCCACAAGUAAGAAUUCGGGUGAGGGAGGCCCCAACCCUCCUCCUUUGACCACAGCCACAGCGCUGGGCAGAAAGAGGAAAACUUUUCAGCUGGAGGGAUCCACUGAGAGAUUGAGUCUUUCUAAAACAUCUCUCUUCACUUUACCAGAACUAGAUGAUGAACCAUUAGACUUUGAUUGGGAUGAAGAAAUGAGAAAAAAGCCAUAAUCAUGACAAGCUUUCUGGUCAAAUUUUACUUCCACCACUCAACCCAGCACUUGAGUAUAUAGACAUGGUGUUUAUGUACCCACGGAACUGUUGGCCAUAUUGAGUGCCAUUCUGAAUACCAGCCACCUCACCAGGUUUUGUCAUCUCAGUUUUACCUUCAUGGCUUGAAGUUUGCACGAUCAAUGUAGGUCAGCACGGUACCAGCACUUGAAUCAAUUAAUUGACAAUUGUCCUUAAUUUUGCAAACAGAGUACUUACAUUCCCAAAGAUGUUUCUGUUUGUUUUGCUUGGGCCUUUUUUUUUUUUUUUUUUCUUAGGGGCAGGUUUUCCUGAGAUUCCUUUCUUUCAUUUACUCAGGAACAGAUGCCAGAAAGCUAACACCCAUAAAGCUAACAAGACAGAUGAACUCUUUUUCUAUUUAAUCCUUUGUAUUUUUUUUAACCCUAGCUGUGCUGAAUGUGGUAAAUAUUUAUUAUGAUUUGUCAAAAUCAUGUGAUUUUUCUAAUUUUUUGUGUUUUUUCCUCAUAUGUCAGAUUAAAUAUGACUAAGGCUCUUGUUUCUUUGAGAGGCAUUCUCACAGUCCCAUGAUAGUCUUAAAAAGAUCUGGCAACUGGUCAACUAGUAGCUGUCUUGAGGUAUUGACUUUUGAGUUUUCCUUUCUUUCUUGAGCCACCAUUUUGUGCUUCUGAUUCUUUUUUAUGUCUUAGGGACUUACCUUCAAAACAUUUUAAAUCCUGUGGUUGGAAGAAGAGAGUGUGCACUGGUCUCAGUCAUAUAUCAUGGCAUCUACCCAAGUGGUUAAUAUGGAAACAUGAUUCCCACUAAGUUAUGAUUCAUUUGUCUUUAAAACCAAGCAAUGACUGUGUUUGGUAGGAAUAGACAACUCAAAUUUUGUUUUUCUUAAGUGCUUUUAGAAUAAUUUCUUCCUUUAGAUUCUAUCAAGGAUUGUUAGGUUUCCACAAUUACAGACUUUCUUUUCUUAAGUGUGAAUUUGGAAAAAAAAUAGAUUCUUUCUUUGUAUUAGGGACUUUAGACAUGAGGUAUACUGGAAACUGUAUUACUUUGUUUAAUGAUCGCUUCAUUAAGUUCAUAAAGAAAAAAGGUGAGGAACCCCAAGUUUUCUUCAGCGUGUAAACAUUAAUUCCAAAAAUGACUGAUAAAAUUUUCUGCAAAAUUGUAAACUGUGAGUACAAAUUUAGUAUAGAUGACUCUUGAAAUCUUAACACCUUAAGCAGCUGAUAAAAAACAUACACAAACCGAUUAUAAAAGUUAUUAUCGCACAUUCACUUAAACCUAUCUUAAAACGUCAAGAUAUGGCUUAUGUAAUUUCUUCAUUUUUUAUGUACUUAAUAAUUAUGUUUUUUCUCUACCUAAAAAGUACAUUUUUUUCUGUACUUUCCCAGUGUAGUAAUAUGAUAUAUUCCUAAUCCUUCAGUCUUACUACAACUAAAGGGAAAGGAAAGGAUCUGGGUCAUUGACCAGUUGAUUUUGGUCUGGAAAUGGUCUGAUUGUGUAGACUGGGAUAGUUCAAACCUGAGCCACAGCGUUGAGCUGACUUUUUUUGAUGGUAUACUUUCAAGUUCCUUUCUUAUAUAAAUUUUUCUCUUUGAAACUUAGUAUCUUUUGCAGUAAUGAUGCAUUAAGCGAGGCAUGGCUGAUAGUGCCUGAUCAAUUGGUUUGCCAUUAGGGUAUUUUGAUCUGUUCUGUUUUUACUAUUUAAUAAUGGUUGUAUUCUCAAGCUUUCAUUUUUCAUUUCAAUACCAAUCCUAGAGCUCUUGAUUAAUGUAGUUAACUUGUCUCUUCAGGACACUGAGUAAUUCAUUUACAGUGUUGAAUGUCUCUUUCUGAGUUAUUUUAUGUGACCAUCUAUGCCAUCUUCUACCUGGUUAUUUUCUGUACUCAUCCUGUUGCUUAUGCUAACAAAUUCACCCUAUUUUUUUUUUUUUUUUAGUACCUUCUGCCAGGAUCAUUUGGUCAGGUUACAAGUUCCAUGUAUUUAUUCUUCAGUGCUUACCCAGAGAGAAAGGAGUAUAUAUGUAAAUAUUAUAAACAGACAUAACUAUUAGAAGAAAUAAAAUACUCAAUAUGAAUGCUCCCCCCACUUAUUAAAAAAUUAAACUUGUGUCACAGCUUACUUUUGUAUUAUGCUUCUUUGCUUGUAUUUAAUGCUUAAAUUCUCCUAAUGUGGUCAGUGGGAAGUCCCUUUAUGUUGACACCCACGUCCUUUUAGGACUGAUUUUCCUAAAAGUACCUGUGAUAUCUGAAAUAAAGUAGCACAUGCCAGACCCAUUUUUUUUUUCCUGCCUCAAGUCACAGAAUCAGCCACCCCUAAGGCACUUGUGUUUCCUAUGAUAUUAAAGGCCUAACUCAGGGUUCAGGGGUGCAUGGAAGAAUCCAUACUACUACUGCUGUGGGGUCCCUCACCAGUUUCAGAGCUGAAAUGUUUAGUGUCCUGAGGUCACAUUUUAUCCUGCUGUGUCCUACUUUUUUUUACACUGUGUGAUUUCACAACAACUGACUUUCUCUUAUAUGGUAUUUAAUGUUGUACCAACCAAAAACAUAGAUGUCUCGGGGGGAAUAUGCACAGUCUCAAAAAUCAUAUUUCCAGUCAAUAAAGGAAAGUAUAAAAAUAACCUUCCAUUCUGCAUCAACGUAUCAGGAUUUAUUUUUUUUCAGGCCAGUGGAUUCUUUGAAAACAUUUUAAUCAUGUCAAUUGUUUAAACACAAUAAAAACUAUACCUAAUUUUCUUUGUUAGAGGACCAAACUGGAAUCUUAAUUCUAUUAUAACUAUAUAAAAGACUUGAGUUUUCUGACAUUGUUAAAGAUACGCUUUUCGAUUUACAUGUGGUAUUCUAAAAUUUGUAAUAGGGAUUUUAUUGUAAUCUUCUGAAGUUCUCCUGAAACUUUAACAAUACAGUUCUGUUCUUGAUUGAAAAGCUUUACUUCCAACAA
This is a messenger RNA of Sus scrofa (pig), 6679 nucleotides long. It is a transcript of the gene MCM9, whose product is annotated as minichromosome maintenance 9 homologous recombination repair factor. Gene Ontology annotation, cellular component: nucleus; MCM complex. Gene Ontology annotation, biological process: double-strand break repair via homologous recombination. NCBI's taxonomy places the organism in Eukaryota, Metazoa, Chordata, Mammalia, Artiodactyla, Suidae. Gene Ontology annotation, molecular function: ATP binding; single-stranded DNA helicase activity; single-stranded DNA binding. The record is from RefSeq and is a predicted model, not a curated record.